CCAAACCUGGGUUCUGCCCGCGGAAGCCUGCCCAAUGGUAUUCUGCCCCCUGCCCCAACCGCUGCACUGAUGACCGGGACUGCCCUGGGGACCGCAAGUGCUGCUUCUCCGGCUGUGGGCUGGCCUGCACCCCUCCGGACACAGGGAGCCCUCAUGCCACAGCAAAGCCUGGCACAUGCCCCAUGGUGCUGCGGGGCUCCCUGGGGCCCUGCCUGGAGCUGUGUGACACCGACAGUGACUGCCCUGGCGAUGACAAGUGCUGCACCACCGGCUGUGGCCACGUCUGCAAGCAACCCAUCAAGGGUAAACCAUUGACGCCCUGUGGGGCCAACACCCCCAUGUCCCCUCCCCACCCUGUCACCGUGACCUUCCCGGGGGCAGUGUGA
Molecule: messenger RNA, 386 nt
Organism: Acanthisitta chloris (rifleman)
Lineage: Eukaryota; Metazoa; Chordata; Aves; Passeriformes; Acanthisittidae
Product: WAP four-disulfide core domain protein 3-like
Exons: 2
Biological process (GO): innate immune response; antibacterial humoral response
Cellular component (GO): extracellular region
Molecular function (GO): peptidase inhibitor activity
Source: RefSeq, a predicted model, not a curated record